This is a messenger RNA of Sphaeroforma arctica JP610, 1104 nucleotides long. RefSeq lists its product as hypothetical. The record is from RefSeq and is a predicted model, not a curated record. Bases 1 to 1104 code for a protein of 367 amino acids. Lineage: Eukaryota; Ichthyosporea; Ichthyophonida. The transcript has a single exon.
AUGACUACACCUACACUGUUUGGCUUAACACACGAUUGUCUCCGACGCAUUCUUGGUUUUCUUGAUCCCCCGAGUGCGCUGGAACUGUGCGUAGCGUACGGACGACCCGAAAUGAUGAAUUGGUUUUACGAAGACGGAGGAGUGUACACAUACGACGGGACAGAUCAUUUUCUACCACCUAGACAUGUUAAACAUUUGCGCUAUACUGGCGUAUCACCGAACGUCGACGAAUUGGCUGCAUACACCAGCCUGCACAGACUCGAGCUGAAGAAUACCCAGGUGACGAACGUCGACGCCCUGGCCACCAGCACUAGCUUGCACACACUCGACCUGAGUGAAUCCAUGGUGACAAAUGUUGACACCCUGGCCGCAUGCACUAGCUUGCACACACUCAACCUGUUCUCGACCAAUGUAACGAACGUCGACGCCCUGGCUGCCAGCACCAGCUUGCACACACUCGACCUGAGUAGAUCCAGGGUGACGAGCGUUAGCGCCCUAGCUGCAUGCACUAGCCUGCGCACACUCGUACUGACCUCUACUAAAGUGACUAACGUUGACACCCUGGCUGCCAGCACCAGCUUGCACACACUCGACCUGAGUAGAUCCAGGGUGACGAGCGUUAGCGCCCUAUCUGCGUGCACUAGCCUGCACACGCUCAACCUAAAAUAUACCCAGGUGACGUACGUUAACGACCUAGCUGCGUGCACUAGCUUGCACACACUCGACUUAAACUAUACCAAGGUGAGGAACGUUAACGCCCUAGCUGCGUGCACUAGCUUACACACACUCGACCUAAACUAUACCAAGGUGACGAACGUUAACGCCCUAGCUGCGUGCACUAGCCUGCAUACACUCAACCUAAAAUAUACCCUGGUGACGAACGUUAACGCCCUAGCUGCGUGCACUAGCUUGCACACACUUGACCUGAGUGGAUCCAUGGUAACAAACGUUAACGCCCUAGCUGCGUGCACUAGCUUGCACACACUCAACCUGAGUGAUACCCAGGUGACGAACGUUAACGCCCUAGCCGCGUGCACUAGCUUGCACACUCUCAACCUAAACUGUACCUGGAUGACGAACGUUCGCCCUGGUCGCGAUUACUAG